Dioscorea cayenensis subsp. rotundata (Guinea yam) is the source of this 2283-nucleotide messenger RNA. RefSeq names its product rab9 effector protein with kelch motifs-like. The record is from RefSeq and is a predicted model, not a curated record. The transcript is spliced from 9 exons. Gene Ontology annotation, molecular function: protein binding. The coding region runs from base 265 to 2124 and encodes 619 amino acids. NCBI's taxonomy places the organism in Eukaryota, Viridiplantae, Streptophyta, Magnoliopsida, Dioscoreales, Dioscoreaceae.
UGUGGGUUGUGCUAUUUCCUAUACUUGUGCUAAUAUUGUUGUGUGUAUAAUGUCAUUCUCAGUAUCCUCUCUCUGUUCCUUGUUGGUUGGAACAGUGCAUUGGACAUGAAAGCACCCAUCUUUUCUUGUCCAUCAGUCAUUCAUAUAUGAUGUCUCACUAGCCUUCUUCAUUGUCCUACUGGUUCUUUGAUUGCCUUCUUCCCUACCAAAGUUAACAACUUGGUUUUUGGUUUGUUUGCCUGCUUGUUUUUUUGGGGUUGUAAGAUGGGUUCUUUGGGUUUGGAGGAGGUGAAGAGGAGGAAGGCAAUGUGGUUGUAUCCCAAGGUGGUUGGUUUCAACCCUUCUGAGAGAUGGGGGCAUUCUUCUUGCUUCUUUGAUGGUGUUGUUUAUGUGUUUGGGGGAUGUUGUGGAGGUUUACAUUUUAGUGAUGUUCUUACUCUGAAUCUAGACACAAUGGUAUGGAAAUCCCUUGUUACAACCGGGCCGAAACCCGGCAACCGUGACAGUCACAGCACGGCGCUUGUCGGUCACCGGAUGGUUGUCUUAGGAGGAACUAAUGGCUCAAAGAAAGUGAAUGAUCUUCACAUUUUGGAUUUAAGGACUAAAGAAUGGAGCAGGCCUAAUUUCAAGGGCACGCCGCCUUCGCCGCGAGAGAGCCAUACCACCACCGUGUCCGGUGAAGGCAAACUUGUGAUUUUUGGUGGCAGCGGAGAAGGCGAUGGCAAUUACUUGAAUGAUGUUCAUAUACUAGACCUGAAAAGCAUGACUUGGAGUUCCCCUCAAGUUAAGGGUGAACUUCCGGCCCCAAGAGAUAGCCACACUGCAGUCACAAUUGGUAAUAAGCUUCUUAUUUACGGGGGUGAUUGCGGUGAUCGUUAUCAUGGUGAAGUUGAUGUUCUCGACAUGGAGAAUAUGACUUGGUCACGGCUUAUGAUUCAGGGGUCCUCGCCUGGUGUCAGAGCAGGUCAUGCAGCUGUUACUUUUGGGACCAAAGUUUAUGUUAUCGGUGGAGUUGGUGACAAGCAAUAUUAUAGCGAUGUUUGGGUUCUUGAUGCGGCUAAUUGUUCGUGGACUCAGCUUGAUAUCCGUGGGCAGCAACCACAAGGGAGGUUUUCUCAUACUGCCGUUAUUACUGGCACUGACAUUGCCAUUUACGGAGGGUGCGGAGAGGAUGAGCGCCCGCUAAAUGAGUUACUAAUUCUGCAGUUGGGGUCUGAGCACCCUAAUGGUCGGUACAACAUUUCAAUGUGUAAGAUUUUCGGCAAUCACUUGAGCCAAGAUAAGCAGAAGUUUUUGAAAGCUAGUGAAAAUUCACAAAAAAGCAUGGUUUCUUGUAACGGAGGGCUUAAUCAGGGAUCUCAUGAAGCUGAAGUUGAAACAAAGAGCCCUCUCGUACGAGAUAAUUUGCAUUCAAAGAGAAGAAAAAUAGGGGAGAACAAAGUGUGGGAGAUUGAAUCUGAGCAGGAAGAGCAUUCUCUGUCACUUUCUCAACAUUCUUCUCCAUCUCAAUCGGAUCAAGAGCUAAACACAGCCCAAAGAGCGAAUGAAUCGAUUGCCGCCUCCCGACAAUUCACUCAUUUCAAGUUGAAUCACUUGAGGGAGCGAAGCACACCGCAUGACACGAAUUUCUUGAAUGUGGAAUCCGCCCGACAUCCAAAGACAGAACAAUUCCUUCGUGUUGUUCCACCUAUGAAACGCGAAGCUCAAUUCAUUGGUUCAGAUCAGCGGCCGGUUGCGAGGCCAGUGUUCCCCCCUUUGAUUGGAGGAGAAGUUCGCGGAGUUGUAGAUGGUGCAUUUGAUUCCGGUUACUUAAUGACUGCCAAUGUUAAUGGACAAAUUUUCCGGGGUGUCUUGUUUGCUCCCGUGGCCGGAUUUGCGGUUCCAAGACCUCCGGUGCAUUCUCAAAGCUCACCUCUGGGAAGCCCCACCGUCGUUCCAAAACAAUGUGCGGCUGCUGUUCCUAUUCAUGUAAGACCUUCGCAACCAGCCACACUUGUCGUCCCUGAACGUGGUCAUCACUUGCUCCAAGCAAAGCCAGUUCGCGUCAUCAAAACACAGGCGGCACGAUCAAGCAAUGAUCUUCACGGCGUUGUUCUCACUCUCGGAGGACCCGGAGCAGGUUGAUCAUAUAGCACCAGCCUCAUGAGUUCAAGUUUCUGUUAGAUUAGAACCAAUGUUUCUUUUUUUUUUUUGUGCUUUUCUUUUGUCUUGUGCCUUAAAUUUGUGUGUAUAAAUGAUAAAUCUUGAGAAUAAAGAAUGGAAGGUUUUGUUCUCUUGUUCAAA